AUUUACUCUGUUCUCCGCUUGCUUUCAGGUGUUCAAGGACUUUUAUAAAAUCCGUAAUAAAUAAACGAUAGUGCCCUUAGAGUUGAUAAUAAUAAGCGUGUCUGUGUUGUGUAGCGCUAAGAGCAAGUGUAACUGUAAGAGUCUGUAUACAUGUUUCCUCUUCACUAAAAUGACGACCCCGAUCUGCCGUUGCCGUGUUCUUUACCUAGGUUCCGCGGUACCCCACAUUACCAAGGAUGGGUUACAAGGAAUACAGGAGCCGCUACGGGAUUUGUAUCCGGGCCAGGGUCCGCUCACCGCCAAAGGAAUUGACUCUUGGUUAAGUGUCUGGAGCAACGGUUUGCUCUUAGAAAACGUUGACGAGUCCAAUCGCCCCAUUACUAGAUUUUUCGCGAUCGAAUCUCUACAUUACUGUGCCGCUGUUCGAAACGUUGUUCUACCCGAUAAAGGUGGAGAAAAAGUCGAAAAAUUCCUUCCUCUAGAUAGCCCCUUUGUUCGACAUGCAAACCCUAACCACCCACCGUUGUUCGCAUGCAUCCUCCGACGCAUCACUGGUAUAAAGGUUUUGGAGUGCCACGGUUUCAUAUGCAAGAAAGAUGCCGCUGCUAAUGCUUUGGUCCGCUGUUGUUUCCAUGCUUAUGCCGACAAUGUACAAGCUCGGCAGCUGGAGGAAAAUCCUUACUACCUAGAGACACGCAGAAGCCGCUCUAUCUCUGGACUGGACGCAGUCCAGAAGGUGGAAGACUGGCGCCACGACGCGCUUGGUGACGAUCACGUAUAUGGUCCCGAAUCUAAACAAGGGACCAUCUCGCGAGCUGCUGCAGCCAACGGGGAGAACUACAAAGUGUGGUUGGGAGCAGCACCAACAGAACAGGAAGUGAUGUACUUCGACAGCACUGGCAGUAUCCGCAGCGCUAGGUCAUUAGGGGUCGGGUCCACCAGAUCCCUUCAACCCCGAAAGAUGCCUUUCCCGCCUCUUCCUCCGCUGCCGCCUCACAAUCUAGCUCCGAUAUCGGGUAAAGAAAGUAAAAGUAAAGCUAAAGCAGAAAAACUACUGAAACUAAAAAAGAAGGGAAAAGGACAGGAGGUAGGAACGGUUAUAACAAAUGGAAUGCCGCAUGGACCUCCUCUUAUGACCGUUCCAUCGAAGACUUUAUAUGCCGGUUCGGGCUUGUACACAGAGCGGAGGGGAAAAAAGGGGGAACGUAUCCCCAUCCUGCCGAUUGAAGAGCCUGUAUACAUGCCUUCAGCUAGGCCAAUCACUCCUACGGCAUCUUACCAGCCAGGGGUGUUCCCGCACGAGAGUUAUCUCUUUCAGAACUAUGGUACAUCUUCAAGACCACCUAAAGGAACACACAGAAAAAAGAGCGAAGAAAAAGGGAAGAUUUCUUCAGAGCCCGAAUCCCCUUUCAAUACCGGAAUCUACCGCAAGAAAGGUCACAUUAACGAAAGGGCUUUCUCUUUCUCCAUCCGGCAAGAACACCGCUCCAGGUCCAUUAGCCUAGCCAAUCUCCACUUCUUCUCUAGUAGUUCUGGAGAUGGCAAUGAACCUAACGGGGAGUCUUCGGGAUCAUUCCAAAACAGAGACAAGAAAGAGUUAGAGCUAGUACAGCUCGUAAAAGAUUUGAAUCUGAAGGAGAACGGACAUGAAAAUAUGAAUGGACAAAGCAAUUUCAUUCGUAAGAAAACCCCCAACUAUCUAAGAUGAGGUGUCUGUCGGAGAAAGUAUCAGUACGACACGUGAAGGACAAUUCAGCCGACGAUUGACUGUAAUGCCAAAAUUGUAGUAUAUUACUACUUACAAAAGUGCUGGUCAAGUAAACACCAAGUGGACCUGUUGGGCAUCUUUUGGCCAUAUACUACGACUGACGUCUAAAAGCAUUUUAUUACUUAUAUCCAAAGCUAUCGCCCUGCUCGUGACGUAAUAUUAGAAGCUCUUUAGAAGUAAUGUUUAAUUAAAAAUCACAAACAAGAGACAUAUAUAUAGACUUGAGACAGAAACGGCACCUGUUCAUUAGUUACAGGUGCUAUUUAAACAUGCCCCCCCAGUGGCACAGUGGUAUGUCUGCGGACUUACAACGCUAGAAACCAGAUUUCGAUACCCGUGAUGGGCAGAGCACAGAUAGCCCAUUGUGCAACUUUGUGCAUAACUUCAAACAAACAAACAAAUAUUGUUUAAACAUACAAUGUGAUGGAUAAAACCACUUAAAAGUUUUAAGUUGUUCAUUAUUUGUUACAUUUUCUUUGAUUUUUAAAAAACUAUGAUCUUGAUCGCUACUCGAACAGUGCAAAUAUUUGUAUUUUAUCAGAAGCAGAAAGGUGGAAGCAAUUUGCUCAGGAAAGAUGUUAGAUAACAAGGACAUCACUUGUUUUGUUCCCAAGAAUUAUUGCCAGCAAAGGUUCUGCAGGUUUUGACCACAAAACUU
Molecule: messenger RNA, 2426 nt
Organism: Limulus polyphemus (Atlantic horseshoe crab)
Lineage: Eukaryota; Metazoa; Arthropoda; Merostomata; Xiphosura; Limulidae
Exons: 2
Coding region: 170-1708 (512 amino acids)
Source: RefSeq, a predicted model, not a curated record